Molecule: messenger RNA, 1455 nt
Organism: Aspergillus candidus
Lineage: Eukaryota; Fungi; Ascomycota; Eurotiomycetes; Eurotiales; Aspergillaceae
Product: SUMO ligase MMS21
Exons: 2
Coding region: 1-1455 (484 amino acids)
Biological process (GO): double-strand break repair via homologous recombination; protein sumoylation
Cellular component (GO): nucleus; Smc5-Smc6 complex
Molecular function (GO): SUMO ligase activity; zinc ion binding
Source: RefSeq, a predicted model, not a curated record
AUGGCCCCCCGCCCACGCCGCCAACAACAAGAAGAAACAGAAACAGAAGCAGAAACAGAACAAUUCACCUACGAACCCCCCCUAACAACCCUCACCAGCACCGGCCACCGCGCGCUCCUCCAACUCCUCAAAUCGCAACCCCUCCGACACCUAAAAACACACCUCCAGCACGCCGAGGAAAAACUCACCGACGCAGCCGGCGAAGUCAAUGAGCGGUUGACGGACGCGCACGUGCGGUAUCAGCGGUUGAAGGAUAGGAGGGGGAGUAGUACGCGUGAUGAGGUGGGUGAUGGGGAGGAUGCUGCUGCUGCUGCUGCUGCUACCGCGGCGGCGGUAGAAGGCGGGGGGAAUGAGGAUGAGGAUAGGGAGAAAGCGCGGAUUACAAAGUUGGAGGAUGAUGUUAGGGAUGUUACGGGGCGAUUGGAGGCGCAGAUGAGGGAGACGAUUGAUGCGGAGGCGUUGGUUGAUGGGUUGGGGGUUGUGUUGGGGAGGUUUGAGGAUGAGGCGGAGAGGGAGAGUGUUGCUGCGCCUGUUUCUGCUUCUACGAGGGGGAGUCGGAGGACGAGGAGGGCUGUCGCUGAGGGGCAGGAAGAAGAAGAAGAAGAAGACGAGGAAGAGGAGGAGGAGGAGCAAGAAGAGCAGCGGGACUUCGUCCCCACGAGUCAGAAGCUGGCGGAUGAGUUAGAGGGGGAUCAUACCAAGUGGGAUGAGCUAUCUCUAACAGAGCGAUACUCAACAAACAACGCCUACGUAGGCUUCUACCGCAUCAUCCACGAAGCCAAACACCCCGGCAACGACAUCCCACCCCUCCCAUCAUCCUCAACCUGGUUCACGCACCUCGAAUCACCCUCCCAAUCCCACCCCCAGUCCCACCAACAAACCUCCUCCCAAUCCCAACCCAUUCGCCCCCGCCCCCGCUCCCCCUCCCCCGCCUCCCCCACCACCUCAGACGACAUAGCAAUCUCCAGCGAAAUCAUCUCCCUGAAAUGCCCACUCACACUCCUCCCCUUCCAAAACCCGGUAUCCAGCACAAAAUGCCCGCACAGUUUCGAGCGCGAAGCGAUCGAGUCCAUGCUCUCCCAGAGCCAGACGACCGUUGCCGUCUCCACGCCAGCUCAAUCCGCAUCUAGUGCGGCGUCGAAGGGAAGUCGGAGGGGCAGGCGUGCUCGCGCGGUCAAGUGUCCUGUUUGCGAGGAGUUGUUGACGUGGGAUGAUUUUCGGGCUGAUGCUGUGCUUGUUAGACGGGUUAGGAGGGCGGAGGCUGCGAGGAGGAGGGAGGAGGAGGGGGAUAGUGAGGAGGAGUUUGUUGUUGGUGGUGGGGGUUCGAGAAAGAGGUCGAGGAGGAGUGAGAUUACUGUUGGGAGUGAUGAUGAGGAUGAGGAGGAGGAACAGAAACAGGAGGAGGAACAGCAGGUGGUAAGGAUUAAGCAGGAGAAGUUCAUGUCGCAGGGGUAG